Fukomys damarensis (Damara mole-rat) is the source of this 1148-nucleotide messenger RNA. RefSeq names its product endogenous retrovirus group K member 8 Gag polyprotein-like. Gene Ontology annotation, biological process: viral process. Bases 114 to 1148 code for a protein of 344 amino acids. The record is from RefSeq and is a predicted model, not a curated record. Gene Ontology annotation, molecular function: structural molecule activity. Lineage: Eukaryota; Metazoa; Chordata; Mammalia; Rodentia; Bathyergidae. The transcript has 3 exons.
UCUCCUCGUGAAAUCCCGUGUAUGCUGCCCUACGGAGUUUAAGGUCGGCUCUCACGAAGGGAUCUGCAGUCCCGCCAGUAAAAAGACUGGUUAUAAGUGAGUAAUCAGAAAAUAUGGGUCUUUCAGAAUCAAAGGGAAGAUGUACUUUUGUCUCUGUAUUGAGGCAUAUGUUGCGAGAAAGGGGACUAAAAGUCUCCAAGGCUAUUACUGGACGAUUUUAUGAUUGUAUAGUAAACGUUGCCCCUUGGUUCCCAGAGGACGGGGGCCUUACUUUGGAAGAUUGGAAAAGAUUAGGAAGAUAUAUGAGAAAAUAUCUAUCUUCUCAUAAAGAGGAGACGCCUCCACCUCAGACGUUCCCGUUAUGGGCAAAGAUAAGAGAUAUCUUAUUGGAAAAAUCUGAUUUAGAAUUUUUAAUAGAAGAAGCCCCCUCAGAACAAGAUGAGGACGAAGCCCCCAUAAAUAAAUGUGGCCCACCAAAGUAUAGAGCUACAGGGGAUGAUCCUGAUGAUUGGGAUCUAGAAGAUGCAAGAAAAUAUGAGUCAGAGGAAUAUUACCCUGAGGAAUAUAAUAAUCCCCCUCCUCAGGUAAUGAUUUCUGCUCCUAUAAAAAAACAUGGAAAGCCGGUUCCAAAGCCAAGAAGGUAUUUACCUCCAAUAGGAUUUCAAGGUGCCAUAGCACAGGCUAAGGCAGAAGGGGAUAUGUCAUUUACUUUCCCUAUUGUUCUAUAUGAUGAUGAGGAACCAACUUGCGAAGCUUUGCCUUUAAAAACAUUAAAAGAAUUACAAUUGGCAGUAAAAAGUCUGAGACCAUCCGCUCCUUAUACUAUUCAAAUCUUAGAAAUGAUAAGUACUCAAUGGCUAACAGUGUAUGAUUGGUUUCAAACUGCUAAGGCAACUUUGUCCCCAGGAAAUUUUGUUCUCUGGAGAACAGAGUAUGAAGAGACAGCUAAAGAAGCAGUUUGUAGUAGUUUCGCAAAAAAGAGAGCUAAGCCUACAAUGUCCAUGCUGCUAGGAGAAGCGGAGUACACUCAACCGGCAGCUCAGAUGCGUAAUCUUUUCUCAAGCCCUGUCCCAGCUGCAGACAGAGAUCGCUGUUCUACGGCUAAAAAACAAACAAAAAAGCGGGAACUGCCACGACCACGCCAGUAG